ACACAAGGGAAAGUUAGUAGCUUUUAGUAGUUUCACAAGACUGCUCCGUGUUAUUGACCUAUGUCCAGGAAAUUAUCCUUAUCAUUUGCUUAUCGCGUCUUGCCUUCUCGCAUGCUGUUCUUUGGUUCUCGAAACGGCACCGGUCUGUGCGUUUUGUGUACUUCAACUCGUUGAAUACCAGCACCCUUCCCUCUGUGAGGAGUGCUCAGUGUUCAAGGUUCAGGAAGAUAACGAGAGGUGAGUGGCUGACGCACAGCUCGUGUUGUGUUACCAAAGGCUCAUAUCAGAUUACAGUAUACAGCAGCUUGGGUGAAACCGUAGCUGUGUUCAGACCGCUGUUGCUCGAACAAACCAGGAACUGGGACUAACAAAGGAGUUUUAAAGAAGUCAAAUAAGCUAACAGAGGGCUUCCUGUUUUAAGAAGAGCGUUACCAUGGGUAAGAAGACACAACACUGUCUGCUGCUUUUGCUGUGUUUCUCUGGGCUUGUUCACUAUUCAGCAGCCUUGGUGUUUUGGACAGCCAUAAUGGAAAUAAGGUAUGAUAACAGCAACCAUACGCCUGAAGACAAAUACUGUGACUGUGGGGUGUAUGGUCGUAACUCUCCCGUGGAGGAAGUCUCCGGCAUUGUUACACUUCCCAUGGGAGACCCCAGAGGCUGUGGCUCAGACCCUGUCUACAACCGCAAUUUCAGCUCCCCUCCUUGGAUAGCCCUGGUAAAAAGGGGCAACUGCACUUUCAGUGAGAAGAUCAAUGCUGCCCAGCGACAAGGAGCAACUGGUGUGGUGGUGUAUAAUGUGGAUGGCAGUGGCAACAGCACCACUCACAUGUCACACCCAGACGCAGAUGAUGUUGUGGCUGUCAUGAUUGGCAACUCUCAGGGCAUGGAGAUUGCCAAGUUGGUGAGGAAUGGGACACAGGUGCUGAUGCGUAUUGCUGUAGGCAGCCCCCAUGGACCCUGGAUGGACACAUACUGGCUUUACUUCCUGUCCAUCGCCUUCUUCAUUGUGACGGCAGCCUCCAUCGCCUACUUUGUGUUUAUCUCUGCCAAUCGUAUCUACAGUCUGAGUAUGCAUCGGCGCAAUGAGAGGAAGCUGAAAUCUGAGGCUAAGAAGGCGAUCAGGCGGCUGCAAGUACGCAAACUCAAGACAGGGGAUGAGGAAACUACGUCUGAGUCCCAUGUGUGUGCCGUGUGUAUUGACUCCUACAAGGCAGGGGAAGUGGUGACAGUGCUGACCUGUGACCACAUCUUUCACAAAGCCUGCAUCGAGCCCUGGCUGCUGGAGAGGAGGACCUGCCCCAUGUGUAAGUGUGACAUCCUGAAGGCCCUGGGGGUUGAGGAGGAAACAAAAGAGAACCUUUCUGCUGAGUCACCACCAGAUGUCACUGUGAUCACAGUGACAGGAGGAGAACCCCUGUACGAAGUCCCACUGACUGACCCAGCGAGCCCUCACCCAGAGAGACAGCAGCAUCUCUAUGACAACAGGGCCUUCCAGGGAGACUCCGAGGCUGGGAGAAGAUGAACAACAGCAACGGAAACCAAGCAGCAGCAAACCAGGACACAGGUCAAAAUUCCCUGUUUGAAAUAGAUUCAAUAGAUGUAUCAUCAUAUUUUUCUGGGAUACACUGAACCAGCACAAUGGAAUCAAACCUUAAUGCUCCAACAGGAUAAAUGAUGUUCAUCCUGUAAUGCAGGCAUGCUAAAAUAGAUUUUCAAAAGAAAUUCCAAGGAUUUACAAUGUUUAUGGCCCUUGUGUAAUUUGCUUGGAUGACACUGCAUUUUCUUUGUGUCGGUCUUGGUGCAAGUGUGUAAAUACUGGGUGUGUUCAUAAAGUGUCCUUUGGAUGGCUAGAAUAGAUUCGUCGGUGUCAAAUUUCUGCUUUGAUUAGUAAACACAUGCUCCAUACUGGUCAGGAAGAAAGUGCAGUAGAGCAUUUGAAUAUCUGUUUGUCAUUGCGGCCAAUUUUCCUCCAACAACAAUCGCAUCGCAUUGCUCACACUCCCUCACAGUUGACCAUUGUCUUUUAAAAUCCAAGGAUAUUUGUUUCUCUUAAUUCAAUUCAUUUGAAUAAUUAGACAUUUUCUGCUCUUUUUCAAUUGGAGUGUACAUAUUGUUUUCCCAUUUUAAUUUUCAGGCUGGAUUUGGAAACACACCCUUAUGAACACACCCUUUACAGGAAAUGCAGUAUGACACAUUGAUGAGGAUUGUUGAGUGAAUAACAUCACCUGACAGAGUGGCUGUGACUCUUAAGAAAAUGGUUCGUAGAAACAUGUUUGCUACGUAUCAAAUAAGAAUUUUCAAGUCCUUUUAAAAUUGGUUGGCCUCUAGCUACUUUUGAGAAUGUGGCAAGCAAUAAGUGUCAUAAGAACUGUAGAUAAUAUGCCUCUUGUGUAUCUUGACUGUUGGAUAGGGGAAAAUUAUCUUUAUUUGUAAUGGAUUUUUAAAUUAUAUAUAUUGAGAUUUAUUUUCAAACAUUACAAAUCU
Molecule: messenger RNA, 2484 nt
Organism: Perca fluviatilis (European perch)
Lineage: Eukaryota; Metazoa; Chordata; Actinopteri; Perciformes; Percidae
Product: E3 ubiquitin-protein ligase RNF128-like
Exons: 1
Coding region: 434-1522 (362 amino acids)
Cellular component (GO): nucleoplasm; cytoplasm
Source: RefSeq, a predicted model, not a curated record